UCCAAUAAAAUGAAAGAUGAAGUCAGCUGAACAAUGCAUUUUAUUUAUUUAUUGUGUUAAAAAGUGCAUUCUUUUCCAAUUACGAAAUUUUAGUUUUCAAUCCUAUGUAUGAAAAGAUAAGAUAUGUGCUCACUCUGAUCGAGUAAAUUUUGUCGAACAUGGGAAUACGUUAGACCUUUUUUGUGUCGCAAAAAAGCUUAGAAAUGUUUGGGAGACCAAGAUGCAGGGAAUGGACGCCUCUAACGACUCAGCAACUUCGUCUUAGAAGUUUAAUUCAGAUCGUCGGCUACAACAUAAGGCCACCAGAAUGGUGUACAUAUCAAUGCAGCUACUAUUUGACGUUGCAUCACACGACUAUGUCGGCGCCGUUCUACACGAGCGAGCGGAUAUCAUCCCCCCACCCUAAGUGGAAGGAGAUUGACUCAGAAAUAACACAACGAAUGUCGUCAACCAAUGUUGUGAUUAGAAUAUGGUGUCAUAUAUUAUCGCCCCCAUGUAAAGAUGACGAAGAAAAAUGCGAACAAAUACAAGAUACAGUCAUCCAAACAUGGGGGGUAUAUUUCAGUGGUCUUCGAUAUAUUGGGGCCAAUUUAGCUUUAAAUUUCAACUCUGAUUGCUUCAAAAGCAACACGCUCGUAUUCCAAAUGCAUGGGGGCUAUUUCUGUUCCUACAAAAGUCUCAAAUUAGAUAUAAUACCGCCAGAAAAUGAGAUCGAACACGGUUCUUUGUCGUCAGAUUCAUCUGGUCAUACUAACGUAUCUAAAACCUUCGAAAACAAACUCGUACAGAGUCAGAAAUUAAUUAAAGAUUCUCGGUCAUUAUCGCCUGGAAAGUAUUCAAAGAAAUUAGAUAAGGAAUACUCCAAAAGUCAUAGUCCAAUUGAUAAAGGCUUCAAACAGAACUUUCCGACGUUACGAGCGUCUUCAAGUUUGAACAUAGCAGCCACUCAACAUAGAAGGGAUGAUAGUAAUGAACGAAAGAAGCCAGAGACCAAUCAUAUAUACGAGCAUUCACCGGACAAUUUAGAUGUUAAAGAAUUUAGGACCAGUGAACUUAACUGUGAUAUAAAUGCAUCUCAAGAGGAGUUAUCUAGUAAGAUUGAUUUGAGCGAAACAGCGGAGAGUUAUGAUUUAAGGAACGAAACGGAUGGUGUGCCCAAAUAUCGAUAUCUCGCCUUGAAUUUCCUGAAAUCGGAAAUAAGGCCGAGCUACACGGCGACAAAACUGCAGAACUUACACUUGUUACAAUACGCUAUAAAGAAACGUCAAGAAGCUGUCCAAGAGAUUAAAGAAAGAAUAUACCAGAAGUCCGCCCUUUCGGACACAAUUACGCAACCGGAGUUCGAAGAGAAACUAAAAGCUAGGAGCAAAUCUCAGAGGAACCUAUUUUCUUGCCUCGAUGAAGAAGCAUUGCAGAAGUCUUCGUCGCAGACUGAUUUAAGUGUCAAAAAUGGUAGGAUAAAGGAAGAAAGGUCGCCCGUUUCAAAUGGGCCGAGAUUGACUUUGAAAUUAAACGAUUUGUUAUCGUACAAGUCAAAGCCAUCUCCCUACCAAAGGUCGGAGCACGUAAGGUUAACAAAACAGUUAGAAAUACUACAUUUCAAGCGACUCAUACUAUCAGAUGAGAGAGACAGCAAAUUGGCCAACAUAAGAAGACUGAAAGAGAUACACGCUAAGUUGUUUGAAGAGAAUCAAGAUGUAGGUGAGUUAACCAAUGGUUCAGAACUAAUGACGAACUAUCACACGCUGUCCCGACGAACGGAAGCGUUGAGAGAAAUGCGCGAAUCGUGUGCAGCAUUACGAGAACUGGCUGCAAGAUCGCACGCAACGCUGUGCAACUGUCGCAGCGAUUUGUUGCUACACUUGCAGAAGAUAUUUUAUAUACAGCAGAAAGAUGCAACAACCUGGACAAUCUGCGACAUACCACUCCCCAUAUGCGGUGACGACACGCGAUCAUCGAACCCGGUACCCGACAGUGUGGCCGCUGGGUUUGUAGCACAGGCCACUGUGCUAUCGGCAGCUGUGCUCAACCAACCUCUGCGGUAUAGAAUCACGUUAUUGGGAUCUGCGAGCAAAAUACUGGAUGUUACCCCGGAUUUGCCGGAUCCUAACAUACCUCUCUUCGCUCGCGGUGGAGACGUGACCUUAUUCCGAUAUGCGAUGUUUCUGCUAAACAAGUGUAUAGCACAGUUGCUAUGGGGAAGGGGUUUAGCCGUUCACGAUAUGAGACCUACAUUGUCUAAUCUACAACGAUUGCUUAUAACGCCGUGUAAUUUGUCGGACACAUCAAAGCUGUUCGGAUCCCGCGGGUGGUCGGGCGAAUGUGCGCGCACGCAAUCACUGCGUAGUCUUGUUGCGUGCGAGAGACGAUGUGGGAGACAGUUUAAUAGAUUUAAGGAUUGCGUGGACGGCCAGUCAGCACAUAGAAUGCUGAACGAGAAACGACACAAACAUUCUAGAAGCGUCGGCAGUUAUCAUGAUGAUAGAGAGCUACACCUAAACACCUCAACAACAUCAAUAAUGGGCAGCGAAUCGAACAUAUACAACAUGAAAUUAGCCGAAUCAACGAACUUCAAAAAUCACUCCGACUCAGAAAUAUCCAAAAUGCAAGAAGAAAAAGUUAUUUUCACACUCGGCGAUGACGAGAAAUUAUUAAAAAUAUCAAGCAAUAAUGCUGACGAAAUGGACGUCAAACAAAUAUGUACGGAAAUAAAUAAUUUCUGCACUAUUAAAGAUGGACAGUAUAAAAAUAUAGAGAGCUUCGAUGUCGUGAAACACAUGAAUACGGACACUAAGCGCGAAAGUGUAUGUGUAGAGUGCGAAAGUGUGUGUGUAAAGUGCGAAGGUGUAUGUGUAAAGUGCGAAGGUGUAUGUGUAAAGUGUGAUAGUGAUGCGCCGUGCGCUAGUGAUGUGAGGGAUGUUAUUGUGAUUCCUAGUGCGGAGGCCAUAUUGGAUAGUGAUGUGAAAUGAAAUUAUUUACGGUUUAUUUUUAAAGGUUUUUGAAAAUAUAAUACAGAAUUGUUUUUGAUAAUGUUCAGAAAAAGGAAAAUUGUUAAAAAUUUUAACAAAAAUUGCUUGAAAUUGUCAGUAAAAGCAGAAUUAUUAAAUUUAAAUGAAAAUUGAUACUAAAAAACCAAUAAAAUUAACUAUUUUCAGUGAAACAUGCAUGAUGAUUAUGCUAAAAAUGAUGAGUUAUUAACUGAUAAAUAAAUAACCAUUUAAUCGCAAUAAUUAUAAAACAAGACAAUAAAGUUAAAACCAUGCUAGAGUAGAAAUAGGUUGUUUUCUCUUACGUAUUUGUGAAACAAUAUUUAUUUAUCUAAGGACUACAGCAAUAUAAAAAUAAUUCGAAAUCAUUAUUUUUGAAGUUAAACUUCUUUAGGCGCGUUGAGAGUAAAAUUUCGCGUCAUGGCAAAUACCGUCGUGAAUCUUGCCAAAGAAGUUUCACUUCUGACAUAAAGAUUGUUUGCAAUACCGUAUUCUAAUCAUAAUCAAGAAUUUACUCAUUUGUGGGUUUUCUGUUAGAGCUAUAUUUCAUUUUAGGCACUUUUUUUCGAUUCUUUGUGAGAAUGAAUAAGUACAUAAAGUACUUUGAAAUUGCGCUUAAAAUUUAUAAAACAGAUACAUAGUAGGAAAAUAAAUUAACGUUUUUACAAAAAGCGUUAUAUUUACCAAAUUCCUUAUUGUAAGUCAAUAUAGUUGAAAUUCAAUAAAUACCCUGCGAAUGUUACGUCAUUUCAAGAGAAACUCUACAAAUAUUUGGCUAACAGUUAAUUAUACUAUAGAAAAAUACAUCUUGAUUGAGCAGUCUUUUAUUAGCCCAUAUUUCUACCGUUCAAAGGUCAAUCGAAAUAUAUCGAAUAAUAUCGAUUAAUCAUUAUUUCCGGAAAUUAUGUGAGUUGACUUAAAUUGAUGCUUAGAACUUGAGAACUUGAAAAUUCUCCUUCAUAUUAUAAUUAUCCUUAUGUUAUGAACAUGAAGAAAUGUUGUGUUCAAAUCAAGUAGUAACACGAUAUUAAAUCAUAACACUAUGAAUAUAGGGUUGUAUUUUGAGAAGUUGUUUGAAAAGUUGUCGCUAGUUUUUUAACUAUGACAACUAUAUUUAAAAUUUAA
Colias croceus (clouded yellow) is the source of this 4112-nucleotide messenger RNA. RefSeq lists its product as uncharacterized. Lineage: Eukaryota; Metazoa; Arthropoda; Insecta; Lepidoptera; Pieridae. Bases 204 to 2969 code for a protein of 921 amino acids. The transcript is spliced from 10 exons. Gene Ontology annotation, molecular function: SNARE binding. Gene Ontology annotation, biological process: SNARE complex assembly. The record is from RefSeq and is a predicted model, not a curated record. Gene Ontology annotation, cellular component: lytic vacuole; endosome.